CAUUACGCAUGCGCACUGACAACUCUACACACCCGCUGCCAUCCCGAUUUCCGUCCAAGAGUAAAUCUUGAUCGAGUAGUCUUAAGAUUUGAUCAAUUUUUAGCGGUUAGAGGCGACAUAUUGGCGGGAAUUUCGGCCUUUUGGAACGACAAGAGAUGGCCAGAGAGUAUGAUCACCUUUUCAAGCUACUGAUCAUUGGAGAUAGCGGUGUUGGCAAGAGCAGCUUGCUGUUAAGGUUUGCAGACAACACAUUUUCAGGUACCUACAUAACGACAAUUGGUGUGGAUUUCAAGAUCAGGACGACGGAAAUGAAUGGAGAGAAGGUGAAACUUCAGAUCUGGGACACGGCCGGGCAGGAGCGGUUUCGUACCAUCACUUCCACGUAUUACAGAGGGACCCAUGGAGUUAUAGUGGUGUAUGAUGUCACCAGUGCAGACUCAUUCGUCAACGUCAAGAGAUGGUUACAUGAAAUAGACCAGAAUUGUGACGUGGUCAACAGGAUACUAGUGGGAAACAAGAACGACUGUCCCGAGAGGAAAGUGGUGGAGACGGGUGACGCGCAAAGGUUCGCUGACCAGAUGGGCAUCAAACUGUUUGAAACCAGUGCCAAGGAAAACAUCAACGUGGAAGAGAUGUUUAACGAGAUCACGAGGCAAGUUCUUCACCAGAAGAAGGAGACCCAGGCCAAACUAGCAGCACAGACGAACGAGACGAUAAAACUGGACAAACACAAGGGGCACAAGAGAAGAAGAUGUGGUGCCGUCGGCUGCAAGAUGUGAACGCCCCCCCUCCCCAUUUCAAUUUUGUGACGUUAGAAAAACUUUUAGUCCUUUUUAUUUAUGCAGUGAAGAAUGAAUGGUAAUAUUUCUUGACUUACGAUUGAUGUGGUUGAAAGCAGUCACCCUGAACUUUGAGUAGCACACCAGCAAUCAUUAGGUAAAAAUUUGGAAACAACUCAAAACACAUUUCUGUAUGAAAAUGAUAGAAAUGUAUAGAAAAUUCCAGUGCCAGUUUACUAGCUGCCAAUGAUGUUACUUUCCAUCCUUGCGGCAGAAGUCUUCUUUAGUCAUUGUACAAAUUUCUGUGCUCCAAAAUCAUUUUAGAAAAUGAUUAUCAUUAUGAUCCGCCCAAAAACAAAUGUACAAAAUGUAAUUACAACUGUCGUUUCUGGAAACAUAAUGUCAACAACUGUGACACUUGUGAAGUACAUGUAACAGCAUACUUUUGUGGCUGCAAAGCCCGCAGGAGGUUACAACACAGACUGGCUCUUUGCCAAUUGGUAGGAUUUAUUGGAAGCAAAUAGUUGCCAGCAAAACCUCUUACAUCUAAAUGUGCACACCAACAACCCUGGACCUACAUAUCUUCUAAACUGUGACGAAAGUACUUCGUUUCUAAAUUUUAGAGGCAAUGAUAUGAAUCAGCAAGUCUUAGAUGUUCCCAUCGACCAAAAGAAGGAAAUUGGGGGGCUUCUUGUAGAUAUCUUAAAGUGUGAAUUGCAAGAAUGUUUUUAAGUCCACUUCUCAUGCUACCAGCCAACCAAUGUUAACACUAUAAUCAGAAUGACACUAUGUGUUUGUUGCUAACAAUGUAUUUGUGUGUUGUAUCCAAUAGCCUGUUUGAAGGGGCUUGUCCAGCUCAGAGUACAUAACAUGACUCAUAUGUUGAUCAGUCAAAUGCUGUUUCUUGUUUGUAGCGUCUUGAAAAAUCAUUAUCCUCUUGGACUCAGGUAUUCUUAUAAAUUAAUGCAUUCUGUAACCCCAGUUACUACACAGGAAAAAGAAGUUUGUUUUAUUAGGAACUUUGUAGCAAACUUGGCAACAUAAAUCAUCAACAGGCCAUGUUGUACAUAUCACCACAAGGGUUUAUGCAAAAAAAAUUGUACCUGAAGCAGUUGGAUGUUUUUCAGGAUUAGUGUCAAAAGCCAAGAGCUAACUAGAAUGCUGAAAGUUGUUGGAUCAUUUAAAAAGGGAAUUAAAUUCAGAUUCUGGCAAGUUGGCACGCUUUAAACUUGAUUUUGUAAGUUUCAAAUUAGUGCUGUUUUUUUGUCUCUGAGAAUGUGCCAGACCAGGGAUUGUCUUCCAUAAUCACACAGCAGUUGUGGCAUGUUUCAAUUUUGACUGUUUUCCAACUUGUAAAGAGAAGAUGGUAAUGUGGUACAAGAGUGAUUUCAUCUUGUCUGUGGAAAUGGAUAUAGCCCUCUGGUUAUUUUGAUGUGCACUGACAUCAAGGAAAUUGGAACAUGAUUUUUUUGAGUGGAAAGGAACACCUUGCAGGUAUCCUUUGUACUUGGGCAAAACCAGAUAAAUCACUUGUUUCCUGGCAUUUAUGGAGUUUUAGCCCCUGGAUCCUGUAUGAAUUUUCAGAAGCAAGAUAUUUAGUUGACAAGUGCUUAGCAGGUGACAUUCAAGCUGGCAUUCUGUACAGUACCAUUCAAAGUCCUAAAGAGGGAAUCAAAUUUUUAGUCAUUGAUAUCAUAAUGACAUUAUAAGUCUUUUUAAUAGCUGUCUGUAAGAACAGCUUCAAUUUGCUAGAAAAUAAACUGAGCCCUUUUCUGCCAUAACUUUGCUGCAACCUACCUUUAUGUACUUUGUGGUUUAAUCCAACUCUGAAGUGUUAUCAUUGCAUUGCUGUAUGUGGGGACUGUACCACUCUCUACAUUAGGGGUGGUCAGGAUAGACUGUUGUUGCCUUCACAACAAAACAAAAUCUGACAGCUAAAGAAUAGCAUACAAUUUGUACAUUCACUUCUGUGGUACCAUUAGGUAUGGAUAUCUAAUAUUAGCAGAUAUUUUUGAUUAAUCAGAAGUACAUGUACCAGUAUAGUAAUCUAGUGUGUCAACUUAUAUUACAAUGAAUCAUAGUAUAGCACUAGCAUAGGUUGACCAACCGUUGUACAAAUUGUAAGAAUCUUGAUAUUUUCGUGUUCUCUGCAUGUUUGUAUUCUAAUUAAUCAAAGCAUGGUAGGCAAUUUACUUCCUGUCAAAUUAUUACGUUUGAAUCAUUUUUAUUUGGAGAGCUGAUGAAAAUGUGGAAUACGGACAGCCAUUUUACUAGAUAGGAUAUUUUUUCGAAAAAAGAAAAGAUUUUGAGAAUGAAAGCCUGAACACUAGCACUUUGAACUAAUUAUGAACGUAUGGACUAAUUAUGUAUACUUGUGUCAGUGCUUAGCAUUGGAAUUUUCUGGAAAAAAAGGCUUCUUUUGAGUUUUGUGUUACCUCAGCUGCGGCUUGUAUUAAAUCUUGUCAUGAAAGACCUU
Molecule: messenger RNA, 3255 nt
Organism: Branchiostoma belcheri (Belcher's lancelet)
Lineage: Eukaryota; Metazoa; Chordata; Leptocardii; Amphioxiformes; Branchiostomatidae
Product: ras-related protein Rab-35-like
Exons: 6
Coding region: 156-779 (207 amino acids)
Biological process (GO): endocytic recycling
Cellular component (GO): endosome membrane; plasma membrane
Molecular function (GO): GTP binding; GTPase activity
Source: RefSeq, a predicted model, not a curated record